AAUUCACCACUUUAUGCCUAAACUUUUCCUGUGUGUAAGUUCUCUGCUUAAAACGUUCACAUAGCUCAUUUAAGAUUAAAUUAUGUAAGCAAAUAGUGUUUUGAUUAUUAACAGUUCACAAAUAGUGAACAACAUAAAUCAAACAGUGACAAGGUGGCAGAAAAAUAUGAGCCAAAUGAACUGUUAUUAACAGCAGGGACUCAGUUUUUCGUUCCGCUCAGUGAAUCGUUCAAUCGAACUUUUCCGUACAACUCGCCUUAUUAUUUUUCACCAGCACAAGUUAAGUUGGAAAAAGGCAAUUGAAAAUAUUAAAGUCGGCCUGCAGAAUGAGCGCGCCGAGCAACAAAAUGUCGGCAACAGAUCAGAUGCGUGCUAUGCUGGACCAAUUGAUGGGUACCACGCGAAACGGCGACGAUGGACGCGGCCUCAAAUUCUCAGAUGCACGCGUCUGCAAGUCUUUUCUGCUGGACUGUUGCCCACACGACAUCCUGGCAUCCACGCGCAUGGAUCUUGGUGAGUGUCCCAAAGUGCAUGAUCUGGCUUUUCGUGCAGAUUACGAAAGUGCGUCCAAGUCGCGUGAUUACUACUACGAUAUCGAGGCCAUGGAGCAUCUGCAAGCAUUCAUUGCGGAUUGUGAUCGACGCACAGAUUCGGCUAAGCAAAGGCUGAAGGAGACGCAGGAGGAGUUGACGGCCGAGGUGGCCGAAAAGGCAAAUGCAGUCCACAGUCUGGCGGAGGAGAUUGGCAAAAAGCUGGCCAAGGCCGAGGCACUUGGAGAAGCUGGCGAAGUGGAAGACAGCAUGGAACUGAUGAAGGAAAUUGACGAGCUGCGCGGCAAGAAGAUCAAAGCCGAGCACGAAUACAGAACCUCAAUGCCAGCCUCAACCUACCAGCAACAGAAGCUACGCGUCUGCGAAGUGUGCUCCGCCUACUUGGGCAUACACGACAAUGAUAUCCGUCUGGCGGACCACUUUGGUGGUAAGUUGCAUCUGGGCUUUCUCACCAUACGCGAGAAGCUCAUCGAGCUGGAAAAGACAGCAGCACCGCGCAAGGCAGAACUUAAGCGCUCGGGUAAGAUACCAGAUCGCGAAGAGGACGGCAGAGGCAGAAAUCGGUACUUUGUAGGUGGACGCGAGCUGGACCGGCGAUCGCGUGUACAUCGCUCUCGUUCCAGGGAGCGCCAGCGGCAGCGCGAUGCAGAAAAACAAACUAAUGACAGAUCGAGCGAUAGAAGCGCCGAGCGGGCCAAUGUACGAGAAGUUGAGAGCGAACGAGCCGCGCCCCGUGGACGCGAAGCUGAUGGGCGCGGCCUCGGACGCGGAGGUGGGGGAGGAGGAGGAGGAGGUGGUGGUGGCCCCGACAACAACGCUCGAGAUAAUCGCGAUAAUAGAGAUCAGCGCGAUGUGAGAAGGGAUAGAGAUCGUAACAUGCGCAACGACAGAGGACGUUUCGGUGGUGGUGGCGGAGGAGGCGGUGGUGGAGGAGGAGGAGGCGGUGGCCCGAAUGAUCGUCGCAAUGAUAGACGUCGCUCCCGCUCGAGAGAUCGUUCGCCGCGCGAUCGCCGCAACUUCAACAACAACAAUUUCGGCAACAGGCGACGCUCCUUCUCCCGCGAACGCCAUCGCCGCUAAAUAUGUGGAGAGGCAGCAACGGAAUCUAGUUGCACACGGCAGUGUCCAGCGCACGUACGUAGCAUUAAUAACCAACCACAACAGAAAACAAAAACAAAAACAAAACAACAACAACAACAGCAACAACAAAAUACCAACCAACAAUAGAGCAGCAGAAAUUAACUAAUUGCAUUAUUAUUUAAUUAAUAAAUGACUUAAAUACACAGCUAGACAGCAAUAUAGAUAUUUUUAUAAAAUAUUAUUAAUCCUUAUCUUUGAUUUUCAUCCGUGUUCACUAACAGAAAAACAGACAAACAAACAAACAAACAAAAACUGUAAGCGGAAACUUAAACAAAUUGUUAAGUAAAUAAUACAUGAAAAUUUAAUAGUUCGACAGCCGCCCCCUCCGGCAAGUUGAGUUGUAAAUGUACGGUACGUAGAGCCCGAAUGUCCCGAGUAACCCGUAAUUUUACAGUCCUAAUUGUGCCCAGCAAACAAAUAUACAACAAAACAUACCAAAUUGAGCUAUAUAUAAUAUCUCUCAGCACGGUCCCCCGGCUGUGGGGCGUGUCGGCCCCCUGUGCGUAAUGCUGUACGAGUAUUGUCGGCCCGUUAGGGUAAGCCUCUCUCACACUCUCAUUCAAACUAUAAAUUGUAACCUUAAAGCGUUUUUCUACUUGAAGUCACUUUGCAGCCUAAAAGCCGUAAAGCUCUGGGUACGUAUUGAGUGCAUAAUACAUUUAAAAAAAAAAAAAAAAAA
This is a messenger RNA of Drosophila virilis, 2370 nucleotides long. RefSeq names its product putative RNA-binding protein Luc7-like 1. Gene Ontology annotation, molecular function: mRNA binding. Gene Ontology annotation, cellular component: U1 snRNP; U2-type prespliceosome. Gene Ontology annotation, biological process: mRNA splice site recognition. The record is from RefSeq and is a predicted model, not a curated record. Lineage: Eukaryota; Metazoa; Arthropoda; Insecta; Diptera; Drosophilidae.